UACUUAAAGUAAUUGGCGGCCGAUCCAGUUCAGCGUAAUGCAGAAUUAAAUACGUGAGUGUGUGCUGCGUUCUACAGGUAAGUUAAGAGCGGCUCUUAAGUGCACGUCAUCAAGUCGGAUUCCAGUUGCCAGUGGAAAGAAAGAAAGCAAGCCAACACACAAGUUGAAACGGUGCUAAAUUAGGUAUCAAGUGACAUCUGGUGUGCCUUUAUUAAAAUUGUGCAUACCGAAGAAAAAGAAAACAAAGAAAAUACGAAUACAAAAUAUCGCGUAGUAGAACAAGUGUUUCCCAUCUCGAUCCCACUCACGGCCUGCAGGUAAUUGCAGAGAGUGAGAGGCGCGCGCGCCUGCGCCUACGCUAUUAGUUGUUGGUUUUUUGUUUACGUUGCUUACGUGUCGCGCGUCGCAAAAUGUACGCCCGCGCUUACGUAGUUGUGCUUGCAUUUACGUGUCUCGCCGCCGCUGCCAGUCCAGUUAUCGAGCACGCCGAAGUGAUUGAUGAAGGUGACAGUUUUCUGGAUAAUCCGCAUUAUCUAAACAAUGAGCAGAUCGGCGAGCUCUUUGCCCGCCUCAGCCGCGACUAUCCAGGACUGGCCCAGACCUACUCGAUAGGUCGCUCCAUACAGGGCCGUGAGCUGCAUGCGCUGGCCUUGAAUGCGCCCGCACCGGACGGCAAUGGCGACGAUCUGCUCCGUCCUAUGGUCAAGCUGGUGGCCAACAUUCAGGGCGAUGAGGCACUGGGCCGUCAAAUUGUGCUCUACAUGGCCGAAUAUCUAGCCAGCAACUACCAACUGGAUAGCGAAGUGCAGCGCCUUCUCAACACAACCGAAAUACAUUUUCUGCCCAGCUGCAAUCCGGAUGGCUUUGCGGCCGCAAAGGUGAGUCACAAUUCUAUUAUUAUUAACUCAAACAAUGAGUAAUUGUAUAGGUCGAAGUUUCCAUUCAACG
This is a messenger RNA of Drosophila arizonae, 948 nucleotides long. It is a transcript of the gene svr, whose product is annotated as Carboxypeptidase D svr. Gene Ontology annotation, molecular function: metallocarboxypeptidase activity; zinc ion binding. Gene Ontology annotation, biological process: protein processing; peptide metabolic process. The record is from RefSeq and is a predicted model, not a curated record. NCBI's taxonomy places the organism in Eukaryota, Metazoa, Arthropoda, Insecta, Diptera, Drosophilidae.